Phragmites australis (common reed) is the source of this 3072-nucleotide messenger RNA. RefSeq lists its product as uncharacterized. Lineage: Eukaryota; Viridiplantae; Streptophyta; Magnoliopsida; Poales; Poaceae. The record is from RefSeq and is a predicted model, not a curated record. The coding region runs from base 225 to 2234 and encodes 669 amino acids. The transcript is spliced from 15 exons. Gene Ontology annotation, molecular function: protein binding.
CCCCGCACCGUUCUAGUCUUAAAAAAAAUCCCCAUCCCACCGUUUCGCUCCCCUGCGGCAACCCUCGCCGUCGGCCGCCGCCCUCCGCCGGGUGCCUUGCCCCGCCGCCGCUCCUCGGCUCAUCUUAAUAUCAAACGGGGAGAGGUAAGAGGAGAUGACUGUUUAGUUUAUACUACCACCUUUGAUGCAAAGGAAGAGGCGAGUUGAGGGAACAGGGGACGAAGAUGGCGGUAGUCGGCGAGGAGGCGGCGCCGCCGCCUCCAGCUCCACGUACACCGCCCAGUCUGCUGUCCCUGUGCCUGGAAGCUGUCGCCGCUCAUCUUGCCACGGAGGCCGCGGGCGCAGGUGGAGCUGGUGCGUCAGGGCAUAGUGCUCACCUCGACGGUGACCCCGAGCAGGGCGACCACCUGACGCCGGAGCAGGUGGCGGAGGCGCUGCCGUGGGAGCUUCUCCACCGACUGGCUUCCGCUCUCCCACCAGUGGCGCUCGAGUCGAUCCAUCACGCCGCCCAUGCUCGAUGCUACUCUUCCGCUGACACUACUGCUGUUCUUGGAGAGCAAGACGGCAUCAGACGUGGGAUAAAACGCUCAAGGCGUGAAGAUUUCAACACCGCUUGGCAAGCAUUGUUCAAACUUCGCUGGCCCGUUAAUGAUAACACUGGACAUGAUACCUUGGUUACUGCGACUUGGCAGCAACAGUAUUGGGAAAAUCAUUUACAAGAGUGCCUGGAUGAAGCUGCAGAGAGUGCCCUGCUUCCUUCUUUUCGUGGGAGUAUUGGUGAGCUGAGUAUAUCAGCAGCUAAAAUCAUGAAUUCCAUUUUCCAUAGCGAGGACAUAUCUCAACAACACUCAAGAUUAUCAUAUCAAUGCAGCAGAUUUGGUUGCUAUGCAAGGUGCUUGAGACUGCAAAGUGUUCUUUGCACCCCAGAAACUUAUGGCUUGUUUCAAUAUUGCAAGCUGGAAAGAUUGAUGUUCAUAAGGAUUAUAUCAGAGUCCGAGGUUCAUGGUGUAUGUCUGCUUCUGAGUUGCCAUGCAGAGACACUGGUGUCCCUUGAAUUUAUCCACUGCCAGCUUUAUCCUGCAGUCAUGGAUAAAAUUUGCAAGAGUGUGUGCCGAAAGGAAUCUCUAAACCAUGGAAUCCAACGCUUAAGUAUUAAAUCAUCGUGUAUUUGUGGAACCAAGCCUCUGACCAUCUCUGCUGGUCUGUUAAAUUUUCUUUCAUAUGGAAAGUCAUUGCAAUUGCUGUCACUCAACGAUACUAAGAUGCAGCCGUCAUUUGCUAAAAUGAUUUUUCUUACUCUCCUUGAGUCACCAUGUGGUUUACAAACUCUUGAGAUAUCAGAAAACAAUAUUGCAGGCUGGCUUUCCACAAUGGACAAAAGUUCGACAAUUUCCUCAUUAGCACUGGAAUCAAAUAUUUCUUUGAACUCCCUGUCCGUUCUUAACCUGAGGGGAAAUAAUUUGCAAAAGGGUGAUGUUGAAGAUCUUCACAAAAUUCUAAUAAAAAUGCCUAACCUGAGAGAUUUAGAUAUAAGUGGCAAUCCAAUCAUGGACGAAGGUAUUAGAUUGCUUGUUCCUUUUAUUUCACGGGCUAUUCAAAAGGAAAAUCCACUUUUGAGAUUAAGAAUCGAGAACUGUGACUUGUCCAGUAUUGGUGUGAGUAAACUUCUUGAGGGCCUCACAUCUGUUAAACAACCACUAGAUAUGCUAUCUAUAGCAGAUAAUCCUCUUGGGAGUUCUGUGGCAGCUGCAUUGGUUCUUUUUAUGUCACUUUUUGUAUUGAAAUGCGCUUGCAGUUCUGUGGCAGCUGCAUUGGCCAACUUCUUGGGGUCACGUGUAAGAGAUCUAAAUGUUGAAGAUAUUGGACUGGGGACAUUAGGUUUCCAAAUACUCGAGGAAGCAUUGUCAAUGGAAGUAGCUCUUUCCCACAUCAACAUCAGCAAGAACCGAGGUGGGAUCAGAGCAGCAUAUUUUGUUUCCAGAUUAAUAUUGCAAGCACCAAACCUCGUCUCAGUCAAUGCAGCAGCUAACCUUUUACCCCCCGAAUCUUUGGAAGUCAUUUGUAACACCUUGAAGCAGAGGACAUGUAAUUUGGAGCGAGUGGACCUGACAAGCAACAUGCAUUUGUCAGGCUCUGUUUUUCCUGUGUUACUUGAAUUCAAGAAGCAUGGCAAGCCGAUCCUGGUUCUUCCAUCACACUUGAGCGCUUGUGCUCCGUACGAUGAUGACCCAUGAUAAUAUAUUGGGAACUGCUGAAUGCUUCUCCGGUCUCUUUAGAUGGAACUAGAUGGGCAGCCACACGCUGUAUUUGUUGUCAUAUGGGCAUAUGUUGUAUGUGGUUAUGGUUUGUUGGAAUGAAUUGUCGGUGCGCGUGAUGGGGGGCUCUUGGUGAGUGCUUGAUGUUUUCUCCUCUUUGGUUUGGUGAUGGUGUCAUGCUACCUCAGCGGGUUUGCAAUUAAACAGUUUCGUGCAGUGGAUUGGAUGUAGUAUUAUGUUAUGGAUGCCUCCUAAAUUUGUAGUAAUCAAACACAGUGUCGCUAGUGAGUCAUUUGUUGGUUCAUCCUCCUUCGCAUCAUAAUAGUAGAUUUUGGGAGUAUUCCCGUUGCCAGAAGAAAGCAAUGAUGUAUUACACUGUUUUCACCGAUUUUGUUGUCACUAGAUAACUAGAAAUCUAGGCAUGUGCAAUGAGACUUCUUGAGGCAUACCUCCAAAACCCCAACGUUGAAUAGACAAAGAGCCGGUCAGUUUCAUGCCUUGACAUUAGACAGGAAUGAUCUGUUCGACUUGGGGUUCGCAGGCGAUGUUUUUAAAUGCUGCAACCACAACUGCCAGCAUGAGAAGACAUCAGACAAAGGGCGAAUGCUUUGAAUUUGAAGGUCGUUGGCUUCAGAAGAAACGUGAGGACUUGGAGUCAUGGGAACAAUUGGACUGUGGUGUUAAUGGAAAUAAGGUGAUUUUAGUUUUCUUUUCAGAGUGAAUAGGUUGAUGAUGUGUGUUCAUACGGUUACAUGGCACAUCGAAGCUCAUGGAAAAUUGUGUAAUGAAAUUACACCGGUCCAAGGGCUCUGCCAAA